Messenger RNA from Moneuplotes crassus, 4090 nucleotides. The record is from the annotation of a GenBank genome assembly. Lineage: Eukaryota; Ciliophora; Spirotrichea; Euplotida; Euplotidae.
AUUGGCGGCAAUGGAAGACCUCAAAGAGUUUUCACUAGGGAUCGGCAAAGAGUUCAUACCCUUCUUUGAUACCAAAGAAGACCAAGUUGAUAACGAGAGUCAGGAAGAGCCUGAUAAUGAAGAAGAUUACCAAUUCAAAGCUUCUACAGCAUCUUUUGAAUCUUUGCUUAACCAAAAAGAGGGGGAAAUGGAUGAAGAAACUGAGAAAGGAUAUUCUGCUUCUAAAGAUCAUAUUAACGACGUCACAGAGCUUUCCUCUUACAGUAAAGAGCUAGUUCAGGACCAGAUCUCUAAAAUUAAGUCUCUAGAACAAGAGCUUCUGUCAGGAAAGCAAAACAAUUACUCUGAAAUUCCUUCUUCAGAAGAGUACCACAUAAAAGACAAAUCGAGUCUAUUGAAGACCUAUAAAGAUCAAAAUGAAAACUACAAGUCUCAGAUAAGGUCUCUAACCAGACUGCUUGAGGAGCAAAAGACAUUCUACACAAGAAUGACCCAAGAUGCGAGUAAAUCUGAAUCUGAAAAUCUCACACAAAUUGCAAACUUAAUGAGCACUCUUCACAACAUGACUAAUGAAAAUUCUUUUCUCAGAAAUCAAUGUGGAGAACUUGAAAGGAGAUGUUGCCAGAAGGACGAAGAGCUCUCUCUCCAAGCGCAGACUCUAAGAAGGAAAGCUAAGGAGCUCAAGGAUAUCAAAUCUUCUGAAACUGGUAAAAUGGAGUCGAUCAAUAAGAAAAUUAAUAAAGUAAAGCAAAGAUCUGAUGAGCAAGAGAGUAAGAUUAUCAGUAUUAACAAGUCCAAGAAGUCUCUCCAAGCCCAGCUUGCUCAAUGCAAAUCUGAGCUCUCUGAUCGGAUUCAAGAGUUUAAUACAGUUAAAGAGAAGGAAAUCUCCUUGAUUGAGAAGCUCAGGAAGGAGAUAGAGAAACUAAAGAAAGACAACAAGGAGCUAUUGGCGAAGAAUGAUAAAUUAAGAGAGGAUAAAGAUAGAAGAGAAGCUAUGCAGAAGAGAGUCUCCGAGUGAGCUGUGAAGAUGGAGAAGAUAAAUAAGGAAAUUGAUCUAGAGCGUAAGAAAAGCUCCAGGCUGACUAAAGAAAAUACUGGUUAUAAGAAGGAAAUUGAUGUUCUCAAGGAGAAGAUUAAAGGUGAAAAUCAUCCUGAUAGUCUUAAGGCCAAGAUUCAUGAUCAGUCUACUAGGAUUGCAAACCUGAGAAAGGACAACUCCAGCAAAGCUAAGGAAAUUUCUUCGUUAGUUAGUAAGGUAGAAAAAGCUAAUUUUGACAUUAAACAAAUCAGUGAUUACCUUACAUCUGAGUAUAAGUGCCUAUCUACUUGGAUUGAAUCCUGCCUGAACAGUAAAUACGUCUUUUCAAUUUCAAACAGUUCUAAAAAUCCUGAAAAAUAUUCAUUGCCAAAAUGAAUAGAUUUUCCUAAAAUUAUUGAUCAGAAGCCAGAUAUCUUGAAGGAGAAAUCUAAGUUCUGCAAAAUCUCUGGAAUUCCAAAACAACUAGAAUCUCUCAAGAAACUGCUAAGGAAGUCACAAGUGGAAAUUAUUGAAUCAGCUGCUAAGAUCAUCGAAGAUAAUGCUACUUUGCAGGAAAAUAUCCGUGAAACUAACCAGUUCAAGUCUGAGAUAUCGAAAGAUUUUGAAAAUCUCAAAAUGUCGCUCAUCACUACUGAAAAAUCGAUCACCCAUCUCAAUUCAGAGAAGGAUGAUCUUGUUGAUGAAACACAGAAAUGGAAGGAGAAAUUCACUGCUGUUGAGAACCAAUAUAAAAACAUAUCAUCCGAGUACGAUAGAGUCCUUCUAGACAUCCUUUUCUCUCUUGAGACUGCAAGGAAGAGGUAUGAAAACACCGAAAAUCUGAAAGAAUCUACCUCAGAUUUCAUCAGUGAUCCCCUACUUGCAAAAAUUCAGAAGAAUCUAGAGAGCCCAUCUAGUGAAGAUGGACUGAAGCGUUCAGAUCGUAAAGCAGGCAUUAUAAAAUAUAUCGGAUGCUUUGACCAAAUCAUUAUCUCAUUGGCAGGAGAUUUAUCACAAUCUGAUCAAACUUUGCAGAAAAUUCCUCAGUUGCAGAACCAAGUUAAAGAAACUACUAAACAAUUGGAACAAGCUGAAGUAGAUUUUGCUAAUGAAAGAGAAGCUCUUGAGAAAGCUCAUUUUGAAGAAAAUACCCUCAAGGCUCAAGAAAUGGAAAGUCUAAAUGGAAACUACCAGAACAAAAUUAGGCUGAUGCAAGAAGAGCUUAGUGCCCAGGAAGAGUUAGUGCAGUCAAAGUGCGAAGAAAUUGCAAGCCUAAGUUCAGACCUUUCUCAGCUUACAAAGCAAAUCCAUUCACAAAUUGAUUUAUCGAAGGAUUUGAAGCAACUAGCAACAGCUGGACACCAGAAAGUAACUAGUUUGGUAUUCCAAAAGGGUGUCUUGAAAGAUCAACUGCAUGAACUCCAGCAAUCAUACAAGAAGACGACAUCCUUCUUAGAAAGAGUCUACUGCAAGAUUAGAGAAAUAAACCUCGGAGUUCAAGGAGAAGAAGUUACAAAUAAAGAUAAAGAAAUAAAGACAGUCAGCCCACUCUUUAAAUUCAGAAAAUCCGUCCUUGCUAUCAUCGCAGUCAACAGAAUUAAGAAAUUAUUCAAGACUCAAUGCUUAGGAAAGUACGAUUUGGAGUGAAUAGAUAGUAUCAAGGUAGCAGAAUUUGGAGAAAAUGAGGAAAUGUUUAUCUCUCAAGGCUAUCAACUUCCAGAAUACGAUACAGAAGAUAAUCAAAAGUGAUUUAAAUUCGAAAAUAACAGCAUUGAAAAGUCUCUGAGCAUUACCCCUAUUAAACCAUCUCAGGAUGAAAGUUGUUGUAAGAAUCUCAAGACUUCCUUCCAGAACCCUUCAGUAUCCUCAAAUUCGCACUAUAAAUCUUCUUUAUCUUUGAAGCGUCCUUGUGCAUCUUCAGACUUAUUCCCUUAUAUCUCAAAACCGAACGCUUCUUGAACUUUUGCGAAGACAGGCCUUGGGGAGACCACUGCUCAAAAAUCUCCGUAUUAUACUGCACUGAUAAGACAACUUGACCUGGCUUUGAAGACCCUUUUCUCAACAACAAAGUCUGCUAAGAAGCAACUGAAAUCUAGCCAAUCUAAGGCGAGCUCCUUGGAGACCAAAAUUUCUACCCUUGAGGAAGAACUAUUGGAAUCAAUGCAAAAAUGAGAUGGAUUCCAAGAAAAGUUGAACAAGGAUGUUAAGAAGCAAGAAGAACUUGGUGAAAAACUGGUCCAAUCAGAACACAAAAUCGAACAGCUAAAAGUUCGGAUCCAAGACCUCCAAGCCCUCAAUGAGAACAUUGAGGACAAGAAGUGAAGACUCAGCAAGGAAGUUGUAAAAUCUGAGAUCAAGAUAAAGCACCUACAGAGAGAAAUAGAGAUGAAAGAUAUGCAGAUUGAGAACCUGAAGACACUGUGUGUUAAGAACGAGCAAGAUUUUGAACAAGUUAAUGGAAAUUGGACAGACAUGAUGCAUAAGCUGAAGAAGAUGGAGUUUGAAAAAUCUAAGCUUGUUAGUGACAAUGUGAAGCUUCUGAAUGAAAAUGAGGGGUUGCGUAAGGAACUCCUGAAUGUGACUUUCAGGCAGGAUAGCAGUCAGGAAUAUUCUUCAGUUCAAACAGAUUACAAGCAUCAACCAAUGCACAAUUAUCCAAGUCAAAACAAGGAGAAUAUUAACCAGAAUAUUCAGCAUGAUCCUUCUGAGAAUUCUCCAACUUCUUACAGGAGGAAAAGAACUGCUCAUUUCCCAAAUAUCAAACCAGAAGUAUAUGAAAAUAGUGAAAAAUAUCAUGGUGGAGACAGCAGAAGAGGUAGAGAACGGAAUAGGGAAGUAUUUGGGCACGAGGUAGAAUCUGAGGAAUUUAAUCAAACCUCCUCAAAAUACGAUGACUAUGGAAACUCUCCUCCUGAGUAUCCUCCAAAGACUUACAGUUACCUGAAUAGCAAUGCUGACCAGAAUUCUCCCCAAAAUAGCUCACCAAUUACAACCCCUCAGAAAUCCGAAUCGGAAUUUGAGUUUUGAGCUAGUCUCAAAGAUUCCUCCCAUUCACCUCCUGAGUUGCAAUAA